Molecule: messenger RNA, 750 nt
Organism: Rotaria sp. Silwood2
Lineage: Eukaryota; Metazoa; Rotifera; Eurotatoria; Philodinida; Philodinidae
Source: the annotation of a GenBank genome assembly
AUGUCAAAUACACUCAUUAGUAAACGGGCUGAGUCUAUGGAGACCAUUCAAUCACAAGUAACUUCGGCUCUGGCACAUUUUCAUUCAUCAACAAGUGAGGCAUUCAUUCUGAUGCUGGAUUACGUUAAAGACAUAACGAAGGGCAACCGAAUAAUCUCAUCGAUACUAUCAAAUUGGUAUCUUGAUGACUACACAGCAGACUUUAACAUAGACCUUAUAGAACUCACCAUAUCAUCACGUUCAUAUGCAAAUGGUACCUGCAUUUGUGGUCGUAGCUCAAAAUGUUUAUCACCAUUAGUUAUUGACGGAUGGUUAGUGCCUGGACUUCGAGUGGGAUGUGAUCCAAUGGAAUCUCUUCUACAAUCCACUCUCGAAUGUCUCUAUAAUGCAACAUGCAUCGACAAGAUCAAGCCCCAUGAUACUACAUCAAAUAUAAUGUUUCGUGCUCUUGAUGCUACACUAUCAUCUUCCGAUGCCAUCGUUCAGUCUCUGGUGGAUGUACUUAUGGUUGAUCAAUGGGAAACAAAUGUCAUUUAUGAGCAUUACUAUAGAGCAUGUGCUCCUCUCUAUUGUAUCUAUUCACUCGAAAUACGAUUUGACAAAGUAUAUGUUUUCACAACCAUUAUGGGUCUCUCCGGAGGGUUGACAGUUGCACUUAAAUUAAUCAUUCCACUUGCAGUCAAAUUUUGGCAGCAUAUUCAAAUCUAUCGUCGAAGACUUGUUCGACCGAUGAUCAAUGUAAUUGCAUAA